AUGGCUCUACGCUCGCGUGAAUUGUGGGCCAACAAGGCUAGCCUUGGAGUCGGAGUUGAUGACGAAUGGGCCGAGUGGUUUCCGCCGGAGACCGUCGCUGUGUUGCAAGCUCAGGCUGCGGCAAUCAACAUCAACGCAGGUGCCGGGUGGGUCCCCGCCGCUGAUGAUCUCCCUGCAGCGCAGAAGCGCGCACUUCGCACGCGGGUUUUCUUUGAGUACAAGUUCCUCGGAGUUAACCCCCACCCGGGCAGGAUCCGCACCCUGCUGCGUCAGUUGAUCAUCUUCGGCAUUUCAGACAUGGAGGACCUCGGUCGCCACUACGGGUCCUUGACGGACCUACAGACCAUUGGCGUUCCUAACCAGGAAAUCACCACGAUCCUACGUUUGAAGGAGGUGGUCAGUGAGUUCAAAAACAACGAGAAAGUGAUCGAAACUCGUGCGAAGAAAAAGCAGCCGAUUACGAAGAUCGACCUCGCGACGCGUCUGGUUGAGACAGGCUGUAACCGCCUACCGCAGGCAGUGCAGCCCGAUGCUGAAAUGGUCCGGGUUUUCUUGGUGAAGAAAGAGGAAGGGCGGAGUUCUUUCCCGUUUCUGGAAAUCAAAACCGAGCCGUGGCUCGACGCUACGUGGAAGAUUGGCAACGGUGACAUGGGUGACACGAUCAAGACGGACGCGAUGCUGGACAUCGUUCAGUCCUUCGAAGGAGGUGAGUCGGCUCCUGAGACCGCCGCGCAGAAAGUGGCCCUUCAAGCGACGGCGAAGCUGAAGAAGUUAAAUCUCGGCUUCCAUGUCCAUUCCGCAGCACUCCAGCGCCUCCUGCUCACCGCCGGGAUGUGUGGCGUGUUCCGUCCACAUUUCGUGGCGCUCGUUGUGGUUGGGUAUGCUGGUGUCCUGGGUCAUAUCGCCUUGCAUCACGGCGUGAGCCUGGCGAAGGAAUACGACGUGCGGCUGCGUACGAAGCUGGGGCGCGCCGGUUUAAUGACCGCGGAAGUACUCGAAAACUCGUUCAUGCGUCGCGACCAGGAGAUUCUGGACGAUCUCGCGAACGAGAAACGUUUCGAAACGAAGCCUACCAACCCGAUCCAGAAAACGCCUGGUGGCGGGGGAGGCCCGGCGGGAGGUCCGCCACUCAAGAAGCCCAAGUCCGGAGCCCCCAAAGGUGGGCGCGGAGGUAAAGGCUUGCUGUAUGCGGAUCUGUGGCAACCCGGUUACAAUUCCUUGGCGGGUUAUGCGCCUUAUCCCGGGCCGCCACCACCGCCGGCUAGCGCGCACCCGGCCCCAAAUAAUGGAGGGGGCCCGCAAGGAUUUCCUCCUGGUCAGAAAGGACAGCCUUCGCACUCGAAACCGGUGGGCAAGCCACCGGCACCAGCCCCGAAAGCUGGGCCUGGGCAGCCUCAGUGUACUUAUCAUUUUCGCUUUUACCUCAACAGUACUACCUGUAAAAUUUAUUUCGACUUUGUGACGGGUACCGUCUUAGUUAUAUCUGCUCGAUGGCUACCCAGUGGCCAAAAAUAGCACGGGGACGCAGCUACGCACCUCGGGGCGCGGCGUUUGUGUCUACGUACAUAUCUUUGCCAAGUAUCUAUUUGACAAGAUCGUGCUUCUUAACGCAGCCCAUCAGCGGCCCGGCUUGGUCUCCGUCGCGUCUUGAGGAAGCCAAGCGAACCACCGGGCAUGCGCUCUGGUUUCUUGUUCCGUUGAGUGUGUGUCUACAUGGGUGCUUCUGCCAAAGACUAGGCUACUCUGGUAUGGCCCGGCCUGACUGCGUGGCGCUCCUCGGGGAAACUAAGCGCGCCAUCGUAUGGGGACGCUAGCGCUUCAUCUCGCGCCUUGGUUGCUCGAGAUGUUGCCCUAACGUCCUUAAGCGGGCCACGCCUUACGAGGACGUUGGGCCCUCUUGUCGCGCCAUGGGUGCGCGAACUGAGGGCCUAACGUCCACGACGCUGCCUUCCUGGAGCAAUGCGUACCGUUGGCCAGCGGGCUCUCGCAAUUAAGGCGCUACUUCGCGCCCGGGGUGCGCCCCACGCCGCCUCGACCAAUAACUUUGCACUCAGAUACGAUUCCAGUAGGCAGCGAGCCUGACUCCGCGAAGGUUGCCAAAAGCCCCUAUUGCCGCGUGAAGGAUGGCGCGGACGUAGGGUGGACAGGCAAGCAGCGUGGCAUCUAUUGCACUAUCGCGUCGGGCUUGGAGCCCACAGCCCAUAUUGACGCUGCCCUCGACCUGGUCUGUGUCGUUUUCGACGCCAACGGAGCAGCACCGCACGAGCUAUGCGCUGUGGCGGACGAAAUGAUGAAGGGCGAUAUCCACACCGCGCAGCGACACCGUCGGGAGACGAUCGCGAAGUAUCGGCAACGGGCUGCGGCCAUGCCUUUCGACCCCGCUAAAGAUGUCGGGGUGAAUUCGGAACUGUUGUUGCAUAUGAUGCGAGACGCCGGCUUGUGUGGUCUGGAGGAGGUCCCGGACCUGAUCAAAGGACUGCGCUCGCGCUUCCCGAUGGUUGGGAAGCACGGGUACCCAGACAUCUUCGCUGCAGACGAACGCCUCGAGUUCUCGAGCCCUGGGAUUACGGUGCGGGAGCUGCUGGACUCCCAGGGAGAUGUUCGUCGGCAGGCUGAGAGGGCGCUCCUACAGGAUUCCCAAGAAGCGCGUGAUUUCAUCUGGUCAUCUUUACAGGAUGAAGUAGCCAAAGGCUAUGCCCAAGAAGUUGAUGCAGCAGCGCUUGGCGAAUUGCCGUGCGUCUUUUUCAGGCGUUUCCACUGUAAGCAGUUGAAAUCGGACAAGGCGGGCUGGAUAUGGAAGAGCAGGGCCGUCGAUAACGGUCGCACGGCUCUGAUCAAUAAAGCGAGCCUUGUCUAUACCCCGAUCAAGCUGCCAACCGUGGACUGGUAUGCGCACCUCCUCGCGAGGUGCGUCGGAAAGGCACAGGGGCGGCCUGUUGGCUCCAUGAAAGCGGACCACUCGGAGGCGUAUCGCCAACUGCGUGCAGAUAACUCUGUGGUGGCGCGACUCAUUAUCGCAAGGGACCCCGAAGGAUGCCUCCGCUUUUUCCUCGCUGACAGACUGUUGUUCGGAGAGGCACUUUCGGUCUUGCAUUACAAUGCCCUCAGCGUCACGCUAACUAGGGUGGUCCGGAGACUCCUUCGGACUCCGUUGCUGUGUUAUUAUGAUGACUUCAUAGCGCCUUGCUUCUUGGAAGAUGAGACAGCCCUGGCGGACCUGCUCGAAUUCCUCGGGCCCACUGUCUUACACACCGACUUCAACCCGGAAAAGACGGAGCGCGGGGCCGAGGUGAUCUACCUCGGGCUGGUGAUUCGCGCCCUUCCGCUCGGCGUGGCGGUUAGUGUUAGCGAGCACCGACGGGAGAAGCUGCGGCACUACGUUGAGGACCACCUGCAGAGAGACGCCAUGUCGCCCGCCGAGGCUCACACUUUGGUGGGGAAACUCGGCUUCACUACUUCCGCUCUGUUCGGGCGAGUGGGCCGCAAAUACCUUGGGCCACUGUACGCAAGAGCGCACCAGCGGCAACCCUUCCCCGGGUUUCCCCUGAAUAAGUGCCUGCGCCGGGCCCUCCUGUGGUGGCAGGAAUUGCUGCAAAAGGACCUUGGCGGAAACGUUUGGGAACGCUUCUUGCCCGCUUCCGUCGAGGAGCAACCGCCGCGCAGGAGGAUCGUAUAUACGGACGCGUCGGAGAUUGGUUUUGGUGGGCUAUGCUUGGACCCUAACUCACCGCAAGCCAAGUACUUCCGCGUCGACGUCCCCAGGUGUGACCACCUUAGCAUCGCAUACCUGGAGGCGUUGGCGCUUAAGAUCGCAGUGGAGGUCUUCGACCUCGACGGGGCCCAGGUUUUGUUCUUUGUUGACAACAACAACCUGCAGGGGAGCGUUACGCGGGGCCGUUCGCGUCACUUAGGGGUCGAUGACGUCAUCGGUGAGAUAUGGAAGCUGUUAGCAAUGAUGCAGACACACGCGUGGUUUGAGCGGGUCGAUUCCCGCUCGAACCCGUCUGAUCCAUGCUCGCGCCACCGCGGGCCGGAGGUCAAGGAAACCGAGGGCCUCGGCCUAAUUGGUUGGUCAGUAGUAACCGCUUACAAUCCCCUCGCGCUUCUUCCCAGUCCCACCUUUGGGGAAGUUCACUCAUAAUGUCAACCUCUUUCAGGAGCUGCAUGCGAGGAGCUGGGACGCCGAUCGGCAGCAGGAUAGUGCGGCUGCGGACUGGCUACGAACCUACCACAGACGGCAUGAUGAGUCGAACCCGCCUCAGCGUUUUACUUGUUUGAGUAUGGCUCCUCCGUUGAUGCAUCUUCGCCGCAUGCCUAUAAGCAUGCGGCGAGUCUCUCAGUGUAGUGCUACUUAGACACUGACUUCGCAGAAGCCUCAACAAUUGGCGUGACGUCUUGCAUAACAGUCGACUCCCACCCCGUUAGGGUUGCGCUGGUUCCCUCCUCUACGUGAGGGGCCCAGGUAAUCAAAUUCAAAUAUUAUAUGUGUUCUAGGCAGCUAUGGCGGCCUCUAUAAUGGUAAAAUGAAACGAAAGAGACCCUGGCAUUGGGACGUGCUUAGUACGGCGUUGGGAAUAAGAUGCCGCCCGGUGCCGAACUACAAGGGCCACGAUUAGUUGAUGACUAUUCG
Messenger RNA from Amoebophrya sp. A25, 4630 nucleotides. Lineage: Eukaryota; Dinophyceae; Syndiniales; Amoebophryaceae. The record is from the annotation of a GenBank genome assembly.